GCGAAGUUCUGCUUUUUCACGGGUAUUGAACCAGUGCUGUUUCUCCGACGAGCGUUACAAUUCUGUUAUGGGGAGCGCCCUCGAUUGUUUAGUUAUUAUUUAGAAUUGAAGUAAUAAAUUAGUCAAGGUGUAAAGUCAGAUCAUGAAUUUAAGAAUUUGAAUGUCAGUUAAACGGUUUAUCAUGAUGGUCGUGUGGAUCAACGAGUUUCUGCAACGGUGCGGGCGUGCGAAGUUGUUACAAUGCUGCCUCAAAGUUUGAAAAACGGUUUGCAAACUUUAUUCCAAUAAAGAAGGGAGAUGGACAUAACAUCGACGGCAUGUUGGAGGACGUCGGCUGUGGAUGUGAGCGAUUCUGCUGUGGAUGUGAGGGUGUCUUCAGCGGGCAACGAGGCCAGCAGUGAUACAAUGGGUUUGGAGGAAGUGCGGAUGCACCUUACCUGUCUGCCGGAGCGGUACAUGUACGCAAAGUUCACAUUAUCGGCGUAUAUGCUUUGUUGGACCGUGUUAAAACUGUACCAGAGACUACAAUGCCCUGCCUGCCCACCCGGCCCUAGAUGCUCACCUGCCCAGCUACAGCCUCAGGACGCUCUAGAAGACUCCCUCCAGCACGGGGUAAAUCUGUGUCUGGAGCAGGGAGACCUGGGUCAGCAGCAGGGAGACCCUCAUGAUUGGAGCAACAGGACCGCCGGCAGUGUGUCAGAGGAUUACUUUGACUCACGCUCGUGGCACAGCGACACGCUGUCGGACCUGGGUCCAGAUGGCUUUUCAGUGAUGCUGGACAUGGACGAGCUACACACUGAGUGGCUCCUGGACAGCAGCAGCUGCCACACACUGGCUGACCACACACUGGCUGACCCCACUCUGGCUGACCCCACUCUGGCUGACCCCACACUGGCUGACCCCACGCUGGGUGACCCCACGCUGGCUGACCCCACGCUGGGUGACCACACACUGGGUGACCACACACUGGGUGAUAGCAGGGCCCGGCGCAGGGAGUCCGCCUCCAGCCCCAGGGAGACUCCUAGAGACGUACUCAGAGCAGGGAGAGGCACAGCCAGCACAGAGAAGCACUGCAUUACGUCCCUAAAUAACACCAGCACAGUGACAAACAGGCCAAACACAGACACACACUCUCUACGCUGCACACAAACAUCCCGCACAAAUGUUCCAGACCAGCACUGCACAGAUAGACAAGGCAUAGACACACACAAAGCUGUAGUACAACACCAACGCACAAAAAAUCACGACUCUGGACAGCAAAACAGCAGAGAGAUGCAUGACACUUCUACACACAACAGGGAUAUUCAACACCAGCACAACGCAAGCGACCACAACACUAACACUCCACACCAGCACAGCACAGAGGUACACUUCUCACAAGGCACAGACACAUGCAACAUACAGAUAGACAGCUCAGAGGAUAGAAUUUCAGAGGCUCAACAGCAAAACACAGAGAAACAUCAUACAGAUUUACAUAACUCAAACGGAGCAGACCAACUUAGCACAAACACAAAAUAUGACUUCUUGAUUCAAAAUUACACAGAACCUGUGCCAACUCAUACUGUAAAUGAACAAAAUUCAGAAAAAAACUGUCAUCCUCAGUUUACAGUGAAACUUGAUAAUCAAAUUUCCUACAUAUCAAACAUCCCAGAAACUUCCAAACACUCACAGCAGACUGAGGAGGCCGUUAACACAGGAAACGGGAGCUGUCCCUUGGAAUUAUACACAGAGGCGGGACUGCCUUUUUCAUUAAGCGUUCUAAACCCAUCUUCCCCUGCACCGGACAGGACGAGGGUUCGUCCACCUGGAUCCCAGUUCACCCCACCUUUCCCACUUACCAGGCGAGAUGGAGAUGGUUUUACCUGCACUCAACAACAAAAUCGAGGGCAUAAACAACAACAAACCCAGAACUCAAGUUCCCAGGAGGUUUGCUCAGGGCAGAGUCUGAUCCCUGAGCUCCAGGCCCAGGGGGACGCCGGCCUGGGCUCACCCAAGGGAGAGGAGCAUAUUUCAGGGCAGAGGGAAGGUGGGGGGGGGCUGGGUGUCCCCACUGAGCCCCAGCCUGGUUGGGAUCAGAUACAGUUUGACACUGAGGAGGAGUUUAAGGAAUGCGUCAUUACCAACCCCCACAUAGACACAACUUUCCACUGUGAUAGCUCAAGGUUGGAGACCUCCUCUCAGCUGUUAUUGGAGACCAGAGCAGAAGAGGGGAAGUCAUACCAUUCCCUGUCCUGGGAGAGAAAGAGAGAUGAAGCUGAGGAUAAUAUUUACCUUCAGCAGGGGCAGGAUAUUGUAGCAGAAAGCACAGCUCAUUCCUCAGAGUCACGGUCCAACACUGGAACGUCAGCAGAGCACAGUAGAGGGCAUCAGAGCUCCAGAGAAACAGAGCAGCCUUGCAGCCCUAGCGGGGUCUUCCUUGAACUCUCUCUCGACACAAACGUAAACUUGACACAGUGUGAGUUUAGCACAACUAGUAGAAGGUCAACUGAACCAGCCAAGACUGGAUCCAUUCACAGCUCAGAACCUGCAAGCUCAGUUCCAGAGCAACCAAAGCUGAAUCGCACCCCUCCACCCCCCUGUCACGUCAAGGCCUCUCCCCACUCCUUCUCAGACUCCAACAACAACACUAAACCCAGCAAGUGUUCAUCUAAUGGUGACGUGGUGACCAGAGGGAGGUCCUUGGAAGACAGCAGGUUUGAGGACAGAAAGAAAUCUGCCCCCUCUGUCCUGACAGACCCUGCAACUUUUACCCUUAACCCCCCCAGCAUAUCCAGGACAUCCACUUCAGUGGACUCCCAUCUCCUGAAAGACCUCCAGGACUCGGAGGAGUUCCUGGCCUCCCUGGACCACGAGGCCUACUGGAGCAGCGAGGACUCGGCCGUGUCGGUAGACCACACUGAGGGAGACCCGUUCAACUCAGCGGACGUGGAAGAGGUGGUGAAGUGCCAGGAGGACGGGGGUCUGGAUGCCAACAUCAUCCCCCAACAGGGAGGCUGCAGGGAGGCUGAAGAGGUACAUCAUUCUAACCGCGCCAAGUCCUCAUUUGUCUCUCAGUCAAACUCACUCAUAAGGGAAUGCCUCAAACCCACAGCCUCAUAUUUAGAGACCAGAGAUUUCCUAUUAGAAGGCGUAGACAAAGAGGAAUGGCAACACAGCUCCCACCCACAUAAACCUUCUGUAGACAGAGAGGGCUGCAGUUCACCUGAAGAGGAGUACACUCUGGCUGAGGAGUUCUGCUGCUACAUUCCUCCUGGCCCUCAUAGUGGACAGCAUGGCGCCAGGAUCGUGAGACACCCUGACAUUAGCCUCAGCCUGCUCUCCAUCAGCAGCCUCGAGCCAAUCGUAGAGGACGAGCGUUCCCAGGAGAACUCUGGGAUUGUGGAGGAUGAGGACAAAGUGGAGGAUGAGGAAAGUAGAGAGUCUGCUAUAAUAAGGCCUGUUGAGGAGGAGGAAGGGAAUGUUGCAGAAUUCUCAGAAUCUUCUAAGAAUCAUUGUCAUUCUGAGGGUGGCAAGGAACACUGGUCAGAACAUCGGCCAGAUCCUCAAAUAUCUGAACCUGAUGACUUUCAGUUUACAAAAGUACCCCAGGACAGAGAGAUGGGUAGCAACAGGCACUUCAGCCCGACCUCCAUGUCCUGCGACUUUGACACAACCAGCAUCAACAGUGAGGAGACAGAAGAGUCCAGUUUGGACACAAAUGUGUGCAAACAAAUAAAAAAGAGUAAGGUUAAGGCCAGCCAGUUAGGCUCCAAGUUCUCCGUCUUUGCCAAGAUGCCCUCUUUCAGAAAGGGCAAAAGUUUUAAAACCAGAAAGGGAGAGAGUUCACCCCGGGAGUCCCCUGAUGGGCAUUCUGAUCCCUCCUUCUACAAAUCCCUCAUAGCGGAGCAGGGCAGGAAGCAGAAGGGGCAACAGGGGGACAACUCUGAUGACGAGGUCUUCAUCAAGGGAGACAUCCACAACCAGACUGUCCAGAAUGCCUUUUGCCCUUGGCGCUUCGAGACAGAAGAGGAGGACUAUGGCUUCUUUCCCUCCACACCACGCACACGCCAUGUCCAACAACUUUUCAUCCAGACCUCCAAGGGAGGAGAAGACACAGGGGAGGGUGCUCUCAGACCAGAAAGCCUUCACCUCAGCCAGGCUCAGACAGCCGAGGCCCUGGGAUAUAAGAGGAGCAACGACGGCCUCACCCUGCGCAUGCGCAUAGCUCAGGCUCACAGGUCGUUGUCCAGCCUGUUUGAGUUGCGCUCCGUGGAGCCUGAGGAGCAGGCAAACGCCGGGAUGGAGAGCGAGUCGGUGAAACAGUCGUGGAAGAAGUUAAUGAAGGAGUCAGAGAUGCCCAGACGGACAGUGUCUGUACCAGACGCAGAGAGCAGCAAGGACAUCAUGCAGAACAUCAGAGACCAUGCUUCCAGCUUGGACAAGCUGAGUGUCCCUGGGUCACCCUCCAGUCUUAGAGGCCAGCGUCACACUGACCCUCUGUCCAAGAGGUGCAUCCCACAGGACAAGGGGGAAGACUGCCUUCAGGGGUGCAGGUCCGAGGGUGAGAGGAGGAAAGGCCUACCCAAAGGUCUGUCCAUCGCAUUCUCAGACUCUGGUCCUCCUUCCUCGGCCACUCCCCUGUCGCCCUUGAGCACUGCCUCCGUAGAAGCCCUAGCCAAUCAGCUGCCUUCAUGCUGGGCCAGGUCACCAGCGACGUCAGAGAGUUCGGCAGGCACUCCCGUGAGACCCAUGAGUCCCAAGCCCUGCAGCCCCCGGCUGGCUGCCCAGCGCAGGUCCCACUCAGCACGGGCUCUGUCCCUCCUCUUCAUGGGCCAGUCCGCCAGCGUGGAGGGCCUGACCAAUCCCCCGGAGAGACCCAAGACCCUGAAGCCCCGAGCGGGGCCCCUCGGGGUGGCGGGGCCCCUGGGGAUGGCGGAGCCCCUGGGGAUGAUGGGGCCCCUGGGGAUGGCGGGGCCCCUGGGGAUGGCGGGGCCCCUGGGGGCCUCCCUCAAUCCCCUGGAGAUUGCAGACAGUGGUGGGAACAGCCAGUCCCAGAUCAGCCUGCUCACCUCUAUGUCCAUCAAUGAGUUUGAGGCCACACAAGAUGGCCGUAAACCAGCCAGCCAAUCAGGAGGAAAAAGUGCAGCAGACAGGAAGCUUCACGGGACUGCCCCGGUGAGAUCUACACCAAUGAGACGCGGUCACCGGAUUGGUAGUGACGACCUGUGGAUUGAGGAAGAGAAGCAACGGCAGUGUGCGCUACGUCGAGCGGUGAGGGGCAGCGUGGGACAGCUGAACACCCACUUAUCUGAAGAUCUGGAGAAAGCCCAUGCCCGAGUCUCCCUCUCAGCCACGGAGGCACUGCGGACCAUGUACAGGCUAUCUGGGACGCCCCUUAAGGCCCACUGCUUCUCCCAGAGCACCCCUGUAGGACUGGACUGCCUUGGCUGGAGAAGACGCCCCUCCUACCACUCGGUGGUGGUUCCAGAUGGGGGGCCAGAGAGGUGCGGGGGGCUGGGGGACGGGGCCAGUGAGGAGGAUCUGUACGAAGACUUCCACAGCUCCUGCCAUCGCUUCGGCCACCCUGGAGGAGGAGGCGAACAACUAGCCAUCAACGAGCUGAUCAGUGAUGGUGGCGUGGUGUUUGCUGAGGCGCUCUGGGACCACGUCACCAUGGACGACCAGGAGUUGGGCUUCAAGGCUGGGGACGUGAUCGAGGUUAUAGACGCCAGCAACAAGGAGUGGUGGUGGGGGCGAAUCCUGGACAGCGAAGGCUGGUUCCCUGCCAGCUUUGUACGACUGCGUGUGAACCAGGAUGAGCCCAUGGAGGACUUCCUGUCCCAGCUGGAGGAGGAGGCUUCGGGGAAGGAGGAGCGGGCGUGGGGCGGGCUGGGUGCGGCGCUGCCCUGCAGGGACCAGAUGAGGACCAACGUCAUCAACGAGAUCAUGAGCACAGAGAGAGACUACAUCAAGCACCUGAAAGACAUCUGUGAGGGCUAUAUCCGGCAGUGUCGUAAGAGGACGGACAUGUUCAGCGAGGAGCAGCUGGUCACCAUCUUUGGGAACAUCGAGGAGAUCUACCGCUUCCAGAGGAGCUUCCUCAAGGACCUGGAGAGAAGGUUCCAGACCGAGCGGCCACACCUCAGCGAGAUAGGCAGCGUGUUCCUGGAUCACCAAACAGACUUCCAGAUCUACUCUGAGUACUGCAACAACCACCCGAAUGCCUGUGUGCAUCUCUCCCGGCUCAUGAAGGUCAACAAGUAUGUGUUCUUCUUCGAGGCCUGCCGCCUGCUGCAGAAGAUGAUCGACAUCUCGCUGGAUGGCUUUCUGCUCACUCCCGUCCAGAAGAUCUGCAAGUACCCGCUACAGCUGGCUGAACUGCUGAAAUACACCAAUCCCACACAUAGGGAUUACCGGGAUGUGGAAGCUGCUCUGAGCGCCAUGAAGAACGUUGCUCGACUCAUCAACGAGAGGAAGCGCCGCCUGGAAAACGUCCAUAAGAUCGCCCAAUGGCAGAGCUCCAUAGAGGACUGGGAGGGUGAAGACAUCCUUAGUAUGAGCUCAGAUCUGAUCUUCUCCGGGGAGCUGACGAAGAUUUCUCCUCCCCAGUGUCGGAGUCAGCAGCGUAUGUUCUUCCUGUUCGACCACCAGAUGGUCUUCUGCAAGAAGGACCUGUUACGCCGGGACAUGCUGUACUAUAAGGGCCGCAUGCUGAUGGAGCAGGUGGAGGUGGUGGAUGUAGAGGACGGGAGGGAGAAGGACUUGAACGUGAGUGUGAAGAACGGUGUGAAGCUGCACUCAGCCAGUGGAGACUUCCUGCUGUGCGCCAGGAAGCCGGAACAGAAGCAGCGCUGGUUGCAAGCCUUUGCUGACGAGAGGAAACAGGUCCAGAAUGACCGUGAGACUGGUUUCUCCCUCACCGAGGUGCAGAAGAAACAGGCAAUGCUGAACGCCUGCAAAAUCCAUCCAGCAGGGAAGCCUAAAGCUGUGACUCGUCCCUACUAUGACUUCCUUCUGCGCCAGAAGCACCCGUCCCUGCCCAGUACCCUGGCACAGCAGCAGGUCUUCCUGCUGGCCGAGCCCAAACGCAAGACCACAUUCUGGCACAACAUCGGCCGGCUCACGCCCUUCAAGAAGUGAAAGAGAAGAGGGGAGCUAUCCGCUCGUGCCUGAACAGACCUUUAUAAUUCUUCCUCUUUUUGUUCCCCCUUUGUAUUUAUAACGUCCUAAUUGAUAUUCUGAUUAUUGUGAAGAUAAAGAUUAUGACAAUAUUGAUUAGGAUAUUUUUUCUUUGAGAAAGCACUUUAUGAGGUUAGGGUUAACAAUCAGAAUGGGAAAAGCUGUGCUGGACAGUAAGGUUUAGAGAGCGUUGCCAUGGGAGAGCGUUGCUACGACUCAUAAUUAUGGUACUAAUACUGCUACUGUUCUACUGACUGUGACCAUGUGACCAUGUGACAGUUGCUCUUUGAAAGACGAGAGAAUUGAUUUUUUUCAGUGUUUUGUUUUAUGUUCAACAAAUGCCAACCGCUCACAGUGCCACAUGAAUUUGUUUUUCUAUUGAAGUUUGUUUUCUGUCAAGAAGAAAAAAGAAAGAAAGGGGAACGUUUCUUAUUUCUGUGAAAAUGUACGAGAUAAUAUUAAGGUUGAUUUGAGUGCUGGAGAGAAGCGUUUGGAACCCUAAGGCAUUAACCUUUAUACUUGUCUAUAUAUACUCAUCUAUAGAUACUAGUCUAGAUACUAGUCUAUAGAUACUAGUCUAUAGAUACUAGUCUAUAGAUACUAGUCUAGAUACUAGUCUAUAGAUAAACCCACUCAGCCCCCCACCUGUACCUCUGGAGCCUUACCCUGCUCACUGGAAGCUCAUUACUUCUUUUUGGAAGUGCCAUCUGAAAUCUCAUGGAUUAAAUUUAGCCUAAUGGCAUGAUACAUACAUACAAACACAUGCUUGGAAGCUUCAAAAAAACGUCUCCCUUUUAAUGGUUUCAGCAACAGAUUCAUUUAAGAUGAAGCUAGGUAGGGUCAGGGUUGAGGCUAGCAAGGGUUAGGGUUAAUGUUAGCUAGGGUAAGGGGUUUGCUAGGGUCAGGGUUAGCUAGGGUCAGGGUUAGCUAGGGUCAGGGUUAGCUAGGGUCAGGGUUAACUAGGGUCAGGGUUAGCUAGGGUCAGGGUUAGCUAGGGUCAGGGUUAGCUAGGGUCAGGGUUAGCUUCUGAUCCCUGUGGAGCUGAGCUCCUCAUUCCUCCCUCACCUGAUGAAUGUUCAUGAGGCGCUAGUGAGACAGAGUUGUUGAAGCACGGAUGAAACCUGGAGAGAAGUAGGGCGGGGGACAAUUUACUGACAGGUCCUCUCAAACAUCCUAAUAGUGCUUGGAACGUUUCUAAAUUCACGUUAUUGUUUUAUCAGUGCUGGCAGUGGGAGAGGUCUGAAGGGUCGAUAGCUGUUAUGAAGGGACGGUCAGGGUUUGUAUGCUGUGACUAUGCAGCAACGCUGGAAUUAUUCCUAGCCUAAUAUGAACCAUUUUUGAUGGACUAUCACAUUUAUUUUGAUCAUUUCCUGAUAAUCCCUAAAAACAUUUAUUUUUAGCAUUAUACUUAUUUUGCCUUUCUAUAUCAAGUUACAAGUAAUGUUGAUAGUUUUUUUAAAGGUAGCUCUGUGGAGCUUAAACUGAAACUAACUCAAAAAGAGGUUUUGGAGUGUAGUUAUACUAUAGAGCUGGACAUUCACGUCCUGCAGCUCCUCCAGAUUGACGCAUUGCAAAUUAACCAUGGCAGGGUGCUUUGUUCAGUUGUAAGGAGUUUCCUAAAUAUUCUUUUACUUUUUAAAGGGUUCCAGGUCUGCCCAAAUACUGAACCUGCAUGCAGGAGUGCAUGUCUUUACCCAAACCCCAAACAUUUGAUUUUGAAUGAAAUAUAUACUUUUUACUUUUACUUACGGAACUGUUAUCAGGUGUGUUGUGUGUAAGAUAUGAAGCAUUGCUCAGAGUUGUCACAAACAUGACAGAAUAUGCUUUGAGCCUUUGAGUAUGCCAACAGCUUUCAAGUAUGCUAGCUUUCGAGUUUGCUAACUUUCGAGUAUGCUAGCUUUUUUGCCCUUGGGUAUGCUAGCCUUUGGUAUGCUAGCCUUUGGUGUUGCUCUGAGUGACAUGCAUGUCAGAUUUGCCUAAAUGUUCAAGCAAAUCUCUUCCUGCCAGCGGCACACAGUGCUACAUGAAGGAGAGCAGCUGUGUGUUCUCCAGUUUCACUCCUCCCGACAUUCUCUUCAAUAUCUCCCACAAUAUGUUCUCCUGUAGCCGCUACACAGAAUCUGGAAUCCUCAAGCUAGUGACAGUCUGUUUCCCAGUGGCAAAUAAACAACCGUUUCCAUUUCAAUAAAAGUCGAGCUGAGCUGACAGCAGAUAAAGCUGUUACAUGGUCGCCUGAUUGGAAAACACGUUCAAUGCUAGCCAGGAGAACAUGUUUCAUGCUAGCCAAGAGAACAUGUUUCAUGCUAGCCUGGUUAGCUCUAUAGAUCAUGUACCAUGCUAGUCUGAUUAGGGAUCACAGAUGGUACAUUAACAUUCAUAAGAAGUAUCCCAAUAGUUCCUGUUAUUCUUGUAAUGGUUUACAGUAUUUUUUAUUUUAUUUUAUGCAUCACUUGGUCUCCAUCCUGCUGUUCCAGACAGAAUUCGUGUCAGAGUUUCACCUCGUUUGUCUUGGGUUGAGUUGCGCAAUUGUUACAUUUCUCUAGAUUGUUCAAAUUGCUAAAUGAAAAAGUGUUUGUACAUUAUAUUUGUAAGUGUAUGGUUGUUUACAUAUGCACUCAAAUUACGGGAAAAUAAAACCUUAUGUGUCUCUG
This is a messenger RNA of Hypomesus transpacificus, 9809 nucleotides long. Its product is annotated as rho guanine nucleotide exchange factor 4-like. The record is from RefSeq and is a predicted model, not a curated record. The transcript has 15 exons. Gene Ontology annotation, molecular function: protein binding; guanyl-nucleotide exchange factor activity. Bases 298 to 7119 code for a protein of 2273 amino acids. Gene Ontology annotation, biological process: intracellular signal transduction. Lineage: Eukaryota; Metazoa; Chordata; Actinopteri; Osmeriformes; Osmeridae.